Clupea harengus (Atlantic herring) is the source of this 5361-nucleotide messenger RNA. RefSeq names its product FYVE, RhoGEF and PH domain-containing protein 6-like. Gene Ontology annotation, cellular component: cytoplasm. Gene Ontology annotation, molecular function: guanyl-nucleotide exchange factor activity; metal ion binding. Lineage: Eukaryota; Metazoa; Chordata; Actinopteri; Clupeiformes; Clupeidae. The record is from RefSeq and is a predicted model, not a curated record.
GAUUCAUUCACUAUGGUGACAGUACCCUCGAGGUCACAGACUACAACACACUUCAGGUUUCUCUCAGCCUCAGUAGACACAAAAGCCUGUAGCGUUUGCUUUGUAGUAGGCUACUGACAUGCUGACAUAUUGUUGAUACGGACGCAGGAUUCCUGCUGCCCUGUUGAUGUUGACCAACCCGAAUAUUUGAGUUCACUCUCAGUUCAUUAACUCAGUUGACGAUUGGUAAAAUGAAGAAAUAUGUUGUGUGACGGGUUCGGAAAAUUGGCUUCGUCUAAGUUAUACGAUAGGCUGCCUGGUGUCAUUUUUAAGUAUGACAUUUUAAAAGAUCGUGCUUACACUUACACUUUUGGUGCGUCUGAUGAUGAGAGAGCGUCUGGUGAAAGAAUACAACAUUUAGCUCCUCUAGCGGGGAGUUCAGCUACUGACAACGCACCUUCAUUCGACUUUCGACUGGGCAGGCUGUUCAGACAGAGGAGGAAAGCAAUAGUAAAGCACAUGCGAAAUUGAAGAGGAAAUUAUCCCUGCCCAUGAAAACGAAACGGAUUAAAUCUAUAUCGCACUUACGAUGUGAAUUAUACUUCGGAAGUGACCAUUUGGAUUAUGUUGAAGGCGACUAAAGAAUUGUGAAACUGCGGCUUUGUAACAAUGAUGAGAACAGGUGCAGAAAAACCACCUUUGGCACCCAAGCCAAAAGUAAUUCAGAAACCAAAGGCAAAACCACCACCUGUAGCACCCAAGCCAGAUGUACUUUCACAAUCCCCUUCAGUGGAGAAAAGAAGAGUUAAGCCACCUAUUGCACCAAAACCAUGCCUUUCCCCAAACUCCAGCUCACCACAAGAGAAAUUAGGAACCGCUAGUAAUGUGGGUUUGUUAAAUUCAAGAAAUGGUGUACACCUGGGACCAAAGAAACGUGAAUGGGAUUACAUCAUCCCAAUUUGCGUCUGCAGUCGAGAGGAUUGUGCACAAUGCAGGCCAAAGGAGAACAGCAAACAAGCUAUAACAUAUAUUGCCCAUCCAGAAAAAAGCCAGGGAAACAGGCAAAAUGAAGGUUUCAAAAAGCCCAUGCCAAGAUUUCAAACCCAAUUUGACAAGGAGCCUGACGUGCCGGAGAACAAGAAGGGCCAACUCAUCAGCACUUCGAAUCAUAAUAGCACACAGCUUCAGAGUGGCUUCAGCAAUAAUAAUCACAUGCAAAAGGCUCAAGAAGUGAUAGUGGACCUGAAAAGUCCUGUUGACAGGCUUACUGACAACCUUAACACAACUCAUAGGAACAUGACUGCCGGCAUAAAAUGCACUCCGUUUCAAAGAACUUGGAGUGAUGAGGUCAAUGGCAACACUCAUUGUCAACUGUCAAGGACUUCUCCAGAACCCUCAGAGUGUCACAGGUUAGCCUCCGUGUCCACUUUUUCAAAGAAUCACAUCAGAGACUCCACUGGGUGCUCUCCCUCAAUCCCAGCUGCCCCAAAAAAGGCACUACCGGUUCCAGUACCCCGCAGGCCCAGGUUACCCACCCCGGAGCCACAGGGUGACACUAAGAAGGGCAAAGUCAAGAUGAGAACAUCCAGUGGUAUGGACCUCACAGAGACAGUGACUUUGGCUGAUGAAGUAAACACCACACUGGUUUCUAGUGAAAAUGCCACCUUGUAUGAAUCUGUUGAAACAGGCUAUGUAGAAUUGCACAUACCCGUUCCUAUUCCUAGACAGAAACCCCUAAACCUUGAAAAGCCUGCUCAGUUUGGACAGAAAGAGAUCCCAAACAUAAUCGAGUCUUUCUAUGAAUCAACUGAGUACUCCGUAGAUGAGGAGGCGGAAGAGGGAGUCGAGAACAGUGACUAUCAAUGCACAGUUAUUCAACCUAAACAGUUGAAACUUACUAAUCAACUCACUGUGGCAACAAGAGUAAAUUCAGAGGAUGAAACCCCAUCAAAGACAUCCACAGACAAUCAACAUAGACAGCACCUCACGACUGUCAUGUCCCAGAGUACAAAGACGAAAAAGCAUAGCAUCUUGGGAAGAACUGAAGACAAUCAGAAGUUUCUUAGUCCUGCUUCAAAAGAACUGCCUAAUAAAAACAAGUCCAUUGGAAAGCAAGUUUCUAAUUUCAGUCCUGGCAUCACAAAGGGGAAACUGUUUGUUCAAAGCAUAAAGCCAAGAGCCAAGUCUUUCACAUCAGUGGAUCUGCUUCGCCCUGAUGGAAACAAAAAAAACUCUUUCCGAAGGUUUCUGGACAUUAAUAUCUCUGGGAAAAAGCUGCCCAAACUUUUGACCAAACGGGGACAAGCCACUGAUUGUGCGUCAGUGGAAAUGGAAGAGUCUGUAGAUGAGGACCCAAAAGGAAAGGGAUGCCCUGCUGGAAAGGCCAAACCGUUGGUGGUACGGAAGCUCUCGUGUCCAGUGAUUGUAAUGGAGCAGAGUGUGGAUGGAGAAGAUUUCUUCCCUGGAGCAGAAGCUGCAGUGGAGUAUGAGAACUUCCCAAUCUAUGAGGAUAUUCCAGAAUACAUGAACAUUCCAUCCUCGAAUACUUUAGCUCCUUCCUCAGCCUCAAUUACCUGCCAGAGCCCCUCUUGGGCAGAGGAAGACAACAUUUAUGAAGAGCAGGAGCCUUAUGAGCCGAUAGGAGAGUACGCUGAUGACGCACAAACAUACAAUGGAUAUGAGAGGGACAGUGUUGAGGAGGAUGUGGGUCAGUGCUAUGGACACUUUGAGGAGGAAGUCUUUCACAGCUCAGAGGAUGAGGAUGAUGGGAGUUCAAGCUCAAGCAAAGAGGACCAUGAGGAAAACCACCACGUUGGGGGAACCAAGAAGAACAAGGUGGUUCAUAUUGCCAGGGAAAUAAUGAGUUCGGAAAAAGUGUUUGUGGAUGUUCUGAAGCUUCUCCAUAUUGACUUCCGAGAUGCAGUGGCUAAGGCCUCUCAACAGGCAGGGAAGCCUGUGAUUGAGGAACGGGCCCUGAAUCAGAUCCUGUACUCCCUACCACAGCUAUACGAGCUCAACGAGGACCUGCUUAAAGAGCUGGAUGAACGGGUGGCUCGAUGGGAUCCACAUUCCCGGUUAGCAGACAUCUUCGUUAAAAAAGGGCCCUAUCUGAAAAUGUACUCGACGUAUAUCCGCGAGUUUGACAAGAAUGUGGCCCUGCUAGAUGAACAAUGUCGGAAGAACCCAGGCUUCGCUGCAGCUGUGAAGGAAUUUGAAGCAAGUCCUCGUUGUGCCAACUUAGCACUGAAGCAUUACCUACUGAAACCCAUACAGAGGAUACCCCAAUAUCAGCUAUUACUCACAGAUUACUUAAAGAAUCUCACAGAAGAGUCAUCUGACUACAAAGAUACACAAGCUGCUUUAAAUAUUGUUAAAGAGGUAGCCAAUCAUGCCAAUGACAUCAUGAAACAAGGGGAUAACUUUCAGAAACUCAUGCAAGUCCAGUUAGCUUGCACUGGACAUCAAGAGAUUGUUCAGCCUGGCAGGGUGUUCCUGAAAGAGGGUAUACUGAUGAAGCUUUCAAGGAAAGUUAUGCAGCCACGAAUGUUUUUCUUGUUCAAUGAUGCCUUGCUGUACACAACUCCGGUCCAGUCCGGGCAGUUCAAGUUCAACAACAUGCUUUCUUUGGCAGGAAUGAAGGUCACCAGGCCCAGUCAGGAGGGAUACCAAAAUGAACUCAACAUUGAGAGUGUUGAACGCUCUUUCAUUCUGUCAGCAAGUUCCGAAGCCGAACGAGAUGACUGGUUGGAGACCAUCUCUACUGCCAUUAAUGAAUAUACCAAGAAGAUGAUCUCCUUCAUUUCAAACAGAUUCCAGGAAGAGGGAGAAGGAGAUGACAGUGAGGCUCUCCUGGGUUCUAAAGCCCCAAUUUGGAUCCCUGACCUGCGUGCCACCAUGUGUAUGAUCUGCACCUGCGAGUUCACCCUCACCUGGAGGCGACAUCACUGCAGAGCCUGUGGGAAGGUGGUGUGUCAGACUUGUUCAUCUAACAAGCAUCAGCUAGAGUACUUGAAGAAUCAACUUGCACGAGUGUGCGUUCAGUGCUUUGUCACUCUACAGAAGAGGACCGUUUACCUGACCCAUGGCACAGGUCGCCAGGUCCAAAGCAAUUCCUCCUCUUCAACUGGCAAAUCCCCAGGUGCCUUCCCCUUCAGGAGGCAGAAGAAGAUCCCUGCAGCUCUGAAGGAGGUGUCAGCAAAUACAGAUGACUCAUCAAUGAGCGGCUAUCUAGAGAGGUCAAAGGGUAACAAGAAACAAUGGAAAAGAUUUUGGUUUGUCAUCAAGGAUAAGGUCCUGUACACGUAUGCUGCUAGCGAGGAUGUGGCCGCUCUUGAGAGUCAGCCCCUCCUGGGGUUCUGUCUGGUGGAGGGGAAGCCUGACCCAACACAGACCCUUCAGUUCAAGCUGUACCAUAAAGACACCCUCUAUUACCUUUUCAAAGCUGAUGACACUCAUACUUUGCAAAGAUGGACAGAAGCUUUCCAAGAAGCCACGGUUCUGUGACCUUAAUCCAAUCCAAGACGCAUGGAUUGUCCCUCAGGCUCUUUGUUGUGUGAAUCAGUGAAUGAACAUGGCAUGGAUGUAAUAGUAUAUUGACAGUAAAGAGAAAGUCUUUCAAGAGUCUGAAAGGUCCUCCUGAAGCAUCCCUUAAUCAGAGGUUUAAAGGGGGAACAUCCAAAUAUAUUUCCUGUUGUUUUCAGUGACCGCCUGAUAGGGUAAUGCUGUGUACUCACGGAAGCAUGCAUGUAGUGCACAAUGCAAUUAAUUAAAUGAUAAAACCAUGACAAUAUUUGACCUCCUGUAUUGAUAAGCAGGCUAACUUUUAGCUCAUCGCCGUGUAAAUUCUGUAAACGUUUUUUUUUUAGCAAACCAUGGUUUAUUGAUUGAUGGUUUGACAUAGUUAAAACAUUAUUUUAUAAUAUUGAGGAAAAAGUACUGAACUAUUUGGAGGUACGAGUUAACGAUUACUGCCACAGUCUUGUUUCUUCCUGUGUAACAGGUUUAACUCUUUUCAGCUCGUUACUCGCUCAUUGUAUUUUAGGAGUACAUGGAUCAUCACGUUUGGUUAAUUAUGUAACAGUUGUAUAUAUCAUACAGGGUGUUUCUUGUUAAAUGGGAUUUACCUCGACCACUAGUUGAAACGUGGACUUCCAUGCCUGCUUUUUUUUUUUUAGAGAACCCUUUAGUUUACCCACUACUUAUGGUUCCUCCGUUUCAUGUAGCCUUUUCCUAAAGGCAUGGUUGACCUUGUUCAUAUGCACUGUAAAUAUCGACAAACUAUUUAUUUAACUCGUUUUGCCACUUCUUGCUUUGUUUUACAUUUGUGCAGAUUACUCCACGUAUCUUGGAAAGUGUCGAUUCAAAUAAACAUGUAUCACAAUA